This is a messenger RNA of Pseudo-nitzschia multistriata, 1039 nucleotides long. The record is from the annotation of a GenBank genome assembly. Lineage: Eukaryota; Bacillariophyta; Bacillariophyceae; Bacillariales; Bacillariaceae.
GUCUACAGGGGGCCCAUCUUUACUAGCACCAUCAGCAGCUCCAACAAUGGUUCGAACAAAGGAACUCACAGUGACUCCAACAAUUCAUACAGUAAUUGAUACAGCAAUGGAUACAGCAAUGGAUACAACAAUGGAUACAACGAUUGCCCCAACAAUGGCACCAACAAUGGCUCCAACGAAGGCGAUAACGAAAACACCUACAAAAGAUCCAACACCAGUCCCAACAAUAGUUCCAACGGCGACUCCAACAAAGGCUCGAUCUACGAAGACCCCAACUACGACGGCUCCCUCUGCGAACAUGAUAUCUGUGAAGGAUACAUCUACAACGUCUCCAUCUACCAAUACCCCUGAUAUUUCUGAUUCUCUGACAUCAAAUCUCGAUUUAGUCGCUACCGAUCCAUGCCCCGGUUUCGCGGAUGACUGCUCCAGGUGUGUAGCAAAUCCAGCUUGCUCGUGGUGCCUCGAAACCAGUGUUUGCUUCAAUGCCAAUGUGGAAAUCGAAGCCGCCCCGGUACAAAACGGAGACGGCUCAUCCAUUAUUGCAAGGAAAUUCGAAAACCAAUGCUUCGGGACCAUGACACAGUUGGUGUCGGCUUGUCCUAUUAGUUCGCAGAAUCCAAGUUUGGGUGAAACCGAAGGCGGUAACUACAAAGCAACGAAUUUGGAUGCUGACGUGGAUGCGGAAGGGAAUGUGGGCCCAGAUACGAACGCUGAUGAUACAUUGAAAGGCACACACGAGACAACCACCAGUAGCUCCACUGCUAUGAAUUUGGAUGCCGCCAACGAUGAAAAUGUAGACACGGAUGCAAACGCCAGGGCUUCAUUCGAAGGCAUAAACGAGACAACCGACAUAGCCCAGUCCAGCAGCAGCUCUAUAAAUACUGCUGGGAUGUUGCUGGCAUCGGGGGUCUGUUGCAUCGCGACUGUGCUGGCAAUGAGACACAUGUAGAUUGACAUGGACACGAAUACCACCGAACGAGUCGGCACAAUGAUAUUCUGAAUUGGUGUUUGUCUUCACACUCGAUACAUUCAACACAGC